Fusarium coffeatum is the source of this 1446-nucleotide messenger RNA. RefSeq lists its product as uncharacterized. The record is from RefSeq and is a predicted model, not a curated record. The transcript has 2 exons. Lineage: Eukaryota; Fungi; Ascomycota; Sordariomycetes; Hypocreales; Nectriaceae. The coding region runs from base 1 to 1446 and encodes 481 amino acids. Gene Ontology annotation, molecular function: oxidoreductase activity.
AUGGAGGCUCAAAGUAUAAGUUCAUCGAAGCGAGUAGCUGUCAUUGGGACAGGUCUUGCCGGCCUUACCACUGGCUACUUACUACAGGGCGAUGAGCGCUAUAAUGUUACGCUAUUUGAGCAGGCUGAUCGACUCUCCUUCGACUCGGCUUCUGUAACCAUCAAAAACGAAACGACGAAUGAUGCGGAACGAAUUGAUCUGCCCAUGCGCGCCAGCGCCGGAGGGUAUUAUCACAACCUGAUGCGAAUGUACGAACACCUACGAAUUCCCCUUCACCCGAUCAAAUUCCUCUUCGUCUUCGCGAAAGCAACAUCGACGGCCGAUGGAACAGUCUCCCACAAGGGCAGCGACAACGAGAGCUACUUUAUCCAUGCCUCAAAUCUGCACCAGACGCCGCCGCCGUGGCCUGGUAAUCGUGGCCUGAUUGCCCAUCUUACCGAGAUUCUAUACCUGAUUGUGUGCCAAUUCUGGUUCACGAUUGCAUGCUUCCUCGUCGCGCCCCUCGACAUUUCCUCGACCGGUUACAGCGAGAGCCUCGCCGAAUACUUCGAUCGCAUACGGUUACCGAGACGAUAUAGAUCACAUUAUCUGCUUCCGCUGCUGAGCGGUGUGGCGACGUGUACACAUGAGGAAAUGUUGCAGUUCCCUGCGAGCGAUGUCGUGAAUUACAAGAAGCUUUCGCAUGGGCAACAGCAUUACGCUGUAUGCGGGGGCGUCUCACAGGUGCAGAGCAGAUUGACACGAGAGCUGCAGGACGUUAAGCUUAACAGCCGCGUGAUUGAAGCUGUGCCCCAAGCCGAUGGAACGGUCGUAGUGCGAUGGCAAUCAACCCUCGACCCCUCCGGUCGCAUCCUGGAGCAAGUCUUUGACCGCGUCGUACUCUCCGUCUCCCCCGACGUCGCGGGCCGAAUCUACAAACCGUUACGCUCUACAUUGGAGCAACUCCCUACGCGACAGGUCGAGAGCUCUGUCCUCAAGCCCGAAGCGUCGGGAAUCAGCGUUGUUAAACCCGACAACGUCCGUCAAUCGUUCGCGUGCAUGCACCACACCAGAGACCCCUCGGCCGCCCAGACCAUGACCCUGAGGACUGUGUUUCCUGACAUGGGCAGCCCUCGCACCGAAGCACUGCAUGCCAUGCCCAGUGGAGUCGUGGUCAGCACUUGUCCCCUACACGAGGCGGCGCAGCCAGAUGCAAUUAAAAAGGCCAAAUUCACAAGGACACUGCGCAGCGUGGAGGGCAAGGCCCUUGUUCAAGAGCUGAUGAGAGGGACUUUGGUAGAUAAGAAAUCUGAUGACCGUCAAGCUGGUUGGGUCAAUGGUCAGGAUAAUAUCUGGAUCUCCGGGGCGUGGUGCUGGGAUGGCAUGGUUCUACUGGAGGGAUGCAUUGUAUCGGCCAUGCGCAUAGCUUUAGACUUUGGAGUAGCCAUUCCCUGGGAGAAGGAAUAA